Messenger RNA from Dermacentor silvarum, 2879 nucleotides. RefSeq names its product innexin inx2. Bases 82 to 1206 code for a protein of 374 amino acids. Gene Ontology annotation, cellular component: gap junction; plasma membrane. The transcript has a single exon. NCBI's taxonomy places the organism in Eukaryota, Metazoa, Arthropoda, Arachnida, Ixodida, Ixodidae. The record is from RefSeq and is a predicted model, not a curated record. Gene Ontology annotation, molecular function: gap junction channel activity. Gene Ontology annotation, biological process: phototransduction.
GGAGGGCACCGGCACCCCACCGGCCGCGUCGCCCACAGCCCCGUCGAGGAUCCUGGCAGCCGCGGGCCGAACAACGCCGCCAUGGACAAGCUCUUCUUCACCGACUCGUUCAGAAAGAUCCUGCGAGUGGGGCAAGUGCAGACAGACAACAAUGUCUUCCGGCUCCACUACCGCUUCACGGGAUUGUUCUUGCUCGCCUGCAGUGUGCUCGUCAGCGCAACGCAGUUCUUCGGCAACCCCAUCUACUGUGUGGCCCACGAUGCCAUACCCGAGCCGGUGAUGAACACCUACUGUUGGGUGGAGGGAACCAUCACUCUGCCCCGCUCGCUGAACGGCACAGUGGGCAAGCAGGUCGCGUCGCCCGGCGUCGACCAGCGCCGCAUCAAGGACGGUGACGAGGUGAUCGAGCACGCGUACUACCAAUGGGUCUGCUUCGUCCUGUGCCUGCAGGCCAUCAUGUUCUACUUCCCACGCUGGCUCUGGCGGAGCUGGGAGAACGGACGCGUCCAGUCGCUCCUCCUGGAGCUGAACAAGCCACUGCUCGAGCACGAGAAGAAGCAGAAGCAGGUGGACGACGUGGUGGACUACUUCUACCGGCACCGAAGCCAGAACCAGUCGUACGCACUGCGCUUCUUCCUCUGUGAGCUGAUCAACUUCAUCAAUGUCAUCGGCCAGAUGUACUUCAUCGACAAGUUUCUCGGGGGAAUGUUCUCGACGUACGGCGCCGACGUCAUCCGCUUCAUGAACGAAGACCCCGAAGUAAGGGUGGACCCCAUGAUUCGCGUCUUCCCCAAGAUGACCAAGUGCCGCUUCCAUCGGUUCGGUACCUCGGGAGACGUGCAGAAGCACGACUCCAUCUGUCUCCUCCCGUUGAACAUCAUCAACGAGAAGAUCUACGUAUUCCUCUGGUUCUGGCUCAUCAUCCUCGCCGUGGUCACAGGAAUCACGCUGUUGUACCGCGUAGUCGUGUGCGCGUUCCCCCGAUACCGGUACCUGCUAUUGAAGACCCUCAGUCGCAUGGUGCCUCCCAAGAACAUGGAUCAGCUGGUGAUGAAGGCUGCGUACGGCGAUUGGUUCGUACUCUACUUGCUCAAGGACAACAUGCAGGCGUACCACUUUCGGGACAUCGUGAUGAAGCUUUCUCAGAGGCUGGCAGCGGAGAAAGAUCCGGAUUACGUGGACGGAGCGGUCAACUCCUCGGUAUAAACCACGCCCACCUUUACGACUUUUUGAACAGCAUGGCGGAAUAUGCGGCUCGGUGUGGUACCGUACGUGCAAACAUCGACACGUCACCUAAACUAAGUCGUUCCACACAGUGAUUUUUCCGUUUAUACCACUUCCAUACAGACUUAUAACUGCGUGCAUUUGUUCAUUUUAAUUAGUAAAAUGAUACAUUCUAGAUUUUAUUAGAUCGAAAUCGAUGAGACGAUCGAGCGUCUCAUUCUUUUUAUAUAAUUAUUUAUGAGGCUCCGAAUAAGUGCUUCAUAAACCGCUGAAUGCUGAUACGAGUAUGUACUUUUUUGGCAGAUGUGAAACGUUUUCGUGGAAUUUUCUUUUUGAAAUGACAUUGUGUUCCAAGUUGUUCAGGGGCUCGCUGACAAAGCUUCAGAGUUUACUGCUCCAGAAUAGCAAUACAAUCACACACACUACAGCGCUGCCGACAUUACUGAUCUUCAAAUUAACAUGCGCUUCGUGUGUAAUGUCCAAAUAAUUGUUGAGCUCGCCUCAUCGUUAGAAUGCAGUUCAAACUAACGAAGAAAACCCUUUGUUAAGUCGAGGGAUGGAUUUCAAUCAGGAGGAAAUUAUGUACCAACAAUGUAAAUGACGAAGGUUCGAGAGCUUAUCUUUUAGAGGCGUAAAUCUGACUGCUGAGAGAACGCACCAACCCUGUGACGCUAUCGACUUUAUUGGAUUGUGAUGCCCACUCAGCAUUAUUUUUCUUUUGCGCAUUCAUAUUUUCCACUUCAAUGCUCUUUUUAAAAUACGAAACGUGUACGUCGUUAUUUAGUGGCACAUACGCGGUUUUCACGUCACUAUAAUGCAAAUAUUUUAGUGUGGGUCGCAUCGCCAAUCACGAACUGGCCAUGUAUUUCUGGACUUCCCAACACACAAUAUUUUAGCUGUGUUCGUGUUCACGUUUUGAUGUUCAAAGCAGUGUUCUCGUUCAUUACAUUUCUGGUUGCCAGCACACGCCGUGUUUAUCAAUAACUCUUUUUAUGCAUCUGCACUUCCACUAUGUAGUAUACCAAAUGUGCUUUACUACUCUGUGCUUUCCUUCGUAACAAUCGACCAGCAUUUUUGAUCCCAUUUACGCGUUUAUGGGCUCUCGGUUCCUUCAAUGUUGGUUUCCUAUAUAAUAUAACCUGAUUGAUCUUUGCCAAACUGUGAUUGACUGGCCACAAGAUACCGUAUACGUGUAUCAUGUUCCCAGCACUGAACCCACGCGUCUUCGUGGUGAUGACCAACUGUGCUAAUUCUUCAGUAUUUUGUAGAGCCUUUGUUUGGCAGUCGUGCCUGUAAGGACAGCCAAGUAAAUCCAAUGCUCCAAGAGGGACGUUGCAGUGUGAAAAUGCCUUGCGAAGUGGCUCAGAACACCGAUAAAAUAUCCUCUUUGUUUCGGGGCGUUGAGGUUGCAAAUGACAAGCCAUUUUGAAUAUUGGCUCAAUUAGUUGUAAACAAAUAGCAGAAGCCUUCGGUUGUUGUUCGGAGAAAUAAAGCCGCGAUGAAUUUUUUUGGUGAGGCAAGGUUGGCAGUUUAUUUUUCACAAAUUGUGGAUAAGGCAAGCUAUGCACGACACCGCUGCAGGAUAUUUAUAUUCUCUCGUUUCUUUUUCUUUUACCAAUCAAUCAAUUAAUCAAUCAAUUCAUCUUUUAUUAUAG